CAUUGCAAACGUAUUUUACAGUAUUUUUACAUAUAUACUUCCCUUAUAUCUUUUGUGAAAUGACGCCAUAGCAAAAUCCACUUCUAAAAACUACUGUUUUAUCAAUUUAUUAAUCGAGUUCCCAUUCCCUUGGCGGUUUUAUAGUCAUCCAAACCACCUAUAUAUAUAUAUAUAUAUAUAUACAUAUGGGGCCGGCCGUAUCGUUAUGCUUAUGUUUUACGACUCUCUCAUUUCAGAGGAAUCAGAAUAGUACAACUUUUGAACUUCAUUUCCACAGACAAAAGGGGAGAAAAAUGGAGAAGAAGUGGUGCUUAAUAUUCUCCGUCUUCAUCUUCUUCUUUCCUCAACUUCUCCUACGGUUAGACGCGUCGCCGGAAUAUACCCGUCAACCUCUCCGGCCGAUGAUCUCUGCCGAACACGAGGGAUCAGAAUCUGACCCUCAGCAGGUUCACAUAUCACUAGUAGGGAAGGACAGCAUGAGGGUGUCAUGGGUUACCUCCGACCACCACGUGCCGUCGACGGUGGAGUACGGCACGACACCGGGCAAAUACGAAGCAUCGGCCACCGGAGUACAGACAAAGUACACCUACUUCUUCUACACCUCCGGGAAGAUCCACCACGUCGUGAUCGGCCCCUUGCAGCCCCGGACAACUUAUUACUACAGGUGCGGCGGUUCAGGCCCUGAGUUCAGCUUCAGGACGCCACCUUCCACCUUGCCUAUUGAGUUUGUUGUUGUCGGAGACCUGGGGCAGACUGAAUGGACUGCAUCAACCCUAGCACACAUUGGUGCAGUGGAUUACGACGUACUUCUGUUACCCGGAGAUCUCUCUUACGCCGACACCCAACAACCCCUCUGGGACUCAUUCGGGCGCUUGGUCCAGCCCUACGCGAGCAAACGGCCAUGGAUGGUGACAGAAGGCAAUCACGAAGUCGAGAUCUUCCCUAUCAUCUACCCGGAAGGCUUCAAGGCCUACAAUGCACGGUGGCCUAUGCCGUACGGGGAGAGUGGGUCCACAUCAAACCUGUACUAUUCCUUCGAUGUCGCGGGGACGCACAUUAUCAUGCUGGGCUCGUAUACAGGUUUCAACGCCCAAUCGGACCAGUACAAGUGGCUCUUAGCCGACUUGGCGGGAGUUGAUAGGACCGUAACACCGUGGCUCAUCGUUUUGAAUCACGCACCGUGGUAUAACUCAAACGAGGCCCACAAAGGUGAAGGCGAGAGUAUGCGGAAAGCUAUGGAGGAAUUGUUGUAUCUUGCACGAGUUGACGUGGUUUAUUCUGGUCACGUUCAUGCAUAUGAACGAUUUACAAGGGUUUAUAACAACAAAGCAGAUCCCUGUGGACCAGUAUAUAUAACCAUCGGUGAUGGUGGGAACAGAGAAGGCCUUGCCAUGUCGUUUGAGAAGCCGAGUCCUCGAAUAUCACUGUACCGAGAGCCGAGCUUUGGGCACGGGCGGCUGAGGAUAUUGAACAACACGCAUGCCUACUGGGCAUGGCACCGUAACAACGAAUCCAAUUCCCACGUGGGCGACGAGCUGUGGUUAGAAUCCUUGAGCUCGCCCGGAUCAGCUUGCGAGCUUCCGGUUUCAAAAGGGCAAGGAUGUUCAGCCACAGGUGAUGAACUUUGAGCUUAGAAAACAUGUGGAUGCAUGCAAGCAGCUCUGUCCUCUGUUUUGGUUUGGUUGGGAAAGUUUCCGUAUGUAGCAUCAUCAUCAUUCCUGUAGUAUCUUUGAUUUUGUAUAGAAUAAAACAGGUAACGCUAGACUGUGACAUAGUUUUCAUUGCAGAUCAAUGAACUUAUUUGCUCUCUC
Molecule: messenger RNA, 1811 nt
Organism: Rhododendron vialii
Lineage: Eukaryota; Viridiplantae; Streptophyta; Magnoliopsida; Ericales; Ericaceae
Product: purple acid phosphatase 22-like
Exons: 5
Coding region: 186-1628 (480 amino acids)
Molecular function (GO): metal ion binding; acid phosphatase activity
Source: RefSeq, a predicted model, not a curated record